This is a messenger RNA of Amorphotheca resinae ATCC 22711, 1133 nucleotides long. RefSeq lists its product as hypothetical. The record is from RefSeq and is a predicted model, not a curated record. The transcript is spliced from 3 exons. Gene Ontology annotation, biological process: protein transport to vacuole involved in ubiquitin-dependent protein catabolic process via the multivesicular body sorting pathway. NCBI's taxonomy places the organism in Eukaryota, Fungi, Ascomycota, Leotiomycetes, Helotiales, Amorphothecaceae. Gene Ontology annotation, cellular component: ESCRT I complex. Gene Ontology annotation, molecular function: protein-containing complex binding. Bases 19 to 726 code for a protein of 235 amino acids.
UCGUAAUAAAGCCUUAAAAUGUAUCCAAAUCGCCAAGCAUAUGCACCUACACCUCAUAGCUAUAUACCCAACACGACGCUCUCAGCAACAAUAAAUCUUGACGAGGAAGUCAAACUCGCAGAAUCAAGAGCGGAACGCGAUCUCCACGACUCCCUUGCCGAAGUCUUCAGUAUAAUAAUCACGCUAGAUGAGCUUGAGAAAGCCUAUCUGAAAGAUGCAAUCUCGGAAAGCGAUUAUACAGAGAUUUGUGACAGGUUGUUAAAGCAGUAUAAGGCUCUCUUGACGGACGAAGCUGUCGCGAGAGAGUUUGUUGACCUGGAGACUUUUAAGAGCAAGUGGGAUAUGGAAGUACCUCGAGCCACUGAACGUAUACGAAUCGGCCUCCCUAGCACUGUGACAGCACCGACACACAAUUCAUCCGCGACAUCCAACAAUGGCACAAGUGGCACACUCAUUCUUGAGGCCACGCAAGAUUUUAUUACCUUCCUCGAUGCACUAAAGCUUGGGUUAUUAGCGAAAGAUCAAUUGCAUCCACUGCUGUCGGACGUUAUACAAAGUGUGAACAAGGUUACGGAUAGGGAUUUCGAGGGGAGAGGAAAGAUAGUGCAGUGGCUGAUUACACUCAACCAGAUGAAGGCUACCGAGGAAGUGUCUGAGGACCAGGCAAGAGAGUUGGAAUUGGAUAUGAACUCUGCAUAUCAGGGGUUCAAAGCUACCCUGAAGUAAGGGCAAGGAGCUUGGGAAUAGCAACAUAGAGCUGGAGCUAGCGGCACUCUAGCACUGAUCGUGGAGAGUCUGGAAGGGCUCGAGUAGGAGUUGGCAUUGAAUGUCUCGGGGUUGUGGCCGAUGCAGGCUCUGUAAUCUCUGAGCAUAUUCUCGUCUUUCAGGCUCGAGUAUAGCUCACGGUGAUUGCUCAAGGAUGUCAAUCGAUGACUAUACCAUGCUGGACCUAAUGGCCAGCUACUCGGGGAUUGCUUUGCAAGUCCCAUAUUGUUUCGGGAUCUAUCACGCCCGACAGAUUGGUUAAGAACUUUGAUAGUUUUAUGAUCAGACAAGGAAUGUCCAAAAACUAGGAUAGACAAACUCAUCCUCAAAAAUCCUCCUAACUUGCUCCAACACAAACUUUUCCACCU